UCCCCCUUCACAGUCAUUUCCGGACGCGGCGAAACAGAAGGAAAAAAACAUUUUGCACAUCCAAUGGAAUGGAUUAAUAAAUGACAGUAGCUAGCUAGCUGCUCGAAAGUAAUAAUUUCAACCACAAAACAUAUGUGAUUAUCAAAACGGGUAUCCUGGACGCUUGGUUUUUUAAGUCUCGCUAUAUAUUUGCAUCAGUCCAUAGAUGACGGUCCUAUCUGAGGAGACGGUGUUUCCAGGUCUGAAUAGCUAAACUAGUUAGCUGGCUACCCAAUGCUAGCUAGUUAGCGGAUACAUUUCUGCUAACUAACAUUAGAUGGCCAGCCUUGAUUUGGUAUCUGUGAUUAAUCCGAAAAUUGUAUUUGUGCCUCAUCAUUUGUAGCAGUGCCGGUGUGUUUACUUAUUUCGUUGCAGUUUGAACGUGUUUUAAAGGCACGACUUAACGUUAAUGUUUUGACUGCUUCGCUUGUAGGCUAGCUAGGUAGCUAGUAGAAGGUCAACAUUGUUGAACCCUGCUAACUACAGCUGACUACAGUGGGUGGGAUAGACACUUCUCAGCAAACCGUCAGCUGCAGUUAUGUGUAAUGAGAUAUAAACAUAGUGGGUGUUUCAGCUAUCCAGAUCCAGACAGUUGUUCAUUAGUUAGUCAUUAGCUAGCUAACUGGGAAAGUAGCUAUAACAUUACCUGCUGGCUGAAGUUACUCAAUUCUCUCCAACCAUGAUCAAGUUGAUGCGCACGAAAAUACCUCAAUAACAACAGCCAAUACUUGGAAAUAUGGAUUUCACGUGGACUUCAGCCAUACUUCAAAAUCCCCCGAUUUUACUUUCAAAAUUACAUUUUCAGACUACUGUCUUAGCUACUUUUUGAUUUUUGCUGACAGGACAACUUUCCCUGUUUUGUUUUGGAGAGUAUUGUUUUGACUUGGGAUCUCUGGUAGAUUUUUGCAUGGUAGUUAGUUUCUUUCUCAAUAACAGAGUGGAUGAUGAAUGGCCUAUCUGUCAGUGAGCUAUGCUGCCUGUUCUGCUGCCCCCCCUUUCCGAGCCGUAUUGCUGCCAAGCUCGCCUUCCUGCCUCCUGAGCCUACAUAUUCCCUCCUCCCAGACCUGGAGGGGCCUGUAGCCCCGGGGACAGCAGGGACUGCAGGGCUGAGAUCCAGAGCUAGUGGGCUACCUGGAGCUGCUGUAGGGGGUUCAGUCAGCACUGGUCCUGCAGAAGGAAAAUGGAAGCUCCACCUGACAGAGCGAGCCGAGUUCCAGUAUUCCCAGAAAGAACUGGAUGCUACAGAUGUGUUCCUUACCCGCUCCAGUCGUGGAAACAGAGUGGGAUGCAUGUACAUCCGCUGUGCCCCCACUGCCAGGUUCACAGUGCUGUUCUCUCACGGCAACGCGGUGGACCUUGGCCAGAUGAGCAGCUUCUAUAUCGGCCUGGGAACGCGUAUCAACUGCAAUAUCUUCUCCUACGACUACUCCGGCUACGGUGUCAGCACGGGCAAGCCUUCAGAGAAGAACCUCUAUGCUGACAUUGACGCCGCCUGGCAGGCACUGCGCACACGAUAUGGCAUCAGCCCAGAGAACAUAAUCCUGUACGGGCAGAGCAUUGGCACCGUGCCCACGGUCGACCUGGCAUCUCGGUAUGAGUGUGCCGCCGUGGUGCUCCACUCCCCCCUCACCUCUGGCAUGCGGGUGGCCUUCCCAGACACCAAGAAGACCUACUGCUUUGAUGCUUUCCCCAACAUUGAAAAGGUGUCUAAGAUCACGUCGCCGGUGCUGAUCAUCCACGGGACUGAGGACGAGGUGAUCGACUUCUCCCACGGCCUGGCUCUGUUCGAGCGCUGUCCCAAGGCCGUGGAGCCACUCUGGGUGGAGGGGGCGGGACACAAUGACAUCGAACUGUACAGCCAGUACCUGGAGCGCCUGCGCCGCUUCAUUGGCCAGGAGCUGGCCGCACAGCACGCCUGAUACCCCCAUACCACCUGAGCCCCCAGUCCUCCUCUGGCUCCGUGCUGUUCCCCUGGUCGGAGUGAGUCAAUGGAAAUGGGUGGCUCUGUCUGGGAGGAGGGGUGAAGCCUGGCCUCUCAGAAUUAAUAAUCCUUCACCUUUUGGUCAACUUUGUCUGGAUGCUCGCAGCCCUGUCUUUUUGUUGUUUUCCAUCUUUUCUGUCUCUGUCAUUAAUCCUGGUCAGGGAUUCUCUAGUCCACCUCCCGCCCCGGGGUCAGUGCAAGAAUGCAACCCAGACACGGAGGGCUCUCUGCUGGUCUGUCUAAAGCACCUCUCUCUUACCCCAGCCGAACACAACCUCAGAUAGGUCAGGUGUUCCAAACAAGUACUGUUUAACCUCUUCUGAGACAUUUACACAUGAUUCAACUUUAACUAACAACCCUAACAUGGACAAAUAAUUGAGUGAUGAAUAUUUGUCAUUUUAUCUUUUAUAACACAUGACACUGAGCCACUACUUUACAAAUCAUGUGGUAUUGACAGAUGAGUAUAAAUGUCCUGUUUGAAAGCAGGUAUGUUGCUAAUGUUUCGUGUGGGAUCUUCUUAGCUCUCUCUCGUUUACAACUAAGAUGUCAGAUUAAUAGUCUGUCUAUGAAUCAUUUGUUUCAUAGACAUAUAAAUCAGACAUUUUUAUAAUUAUUAAGCAUGGAUUCAUUUGAAUCCGGAAAGUGAUUAGAGCAAAUAGUUGCUGAAUUAUUGCUUUGGCUGAAGUUCAAAAUCUCAGCCAAAUUAAUUGUUUCAAAAGCAUUCUUAAGUCGCUUGCAUAUCUCUAAGGCAAGAUUGAUUUCUAGCUCGGCAACCUCUCUUAUGUUUCUAGCUCGGCAACCCCUCUUAUGUUUCUAGCUCGGCAACCCCUCUUAUGUUUCUAGCACGGCAACCACUCUUAUGUUUCUUGCACGGCAACUGCGCUUAUGUUUCCCGCACUGAACUAAAUUCACCUCUUACUGGGUUUCUGUCUGAAAUGGUGGUUCCACAUCUAGCUUCAGAUGUUUUCAAAGGCUUUUUUGUAAGUGUUUUACAGAGUUGUACAAACAAUUUCACUUUAGGUAUUUCUAAAUCACUGAGUUUAUUUCAUACCUCCAAAAACACUAAAUCAUUGUGAAUCACUAAGCUUUUGCCAGUAAUGGCCAUUCACAUAGUAAAUUGGGUCGGGUCAGUUGAGACUAAGCUGGAUGGAGUAUUAACUGAACUUGCUGCUAAAGAUUAGGAUAAAAUGGAUUGAAAAGGGUCAAACUCUCCACAUCCAUUAAUGCAGCUUAGUUUGAUGGGAAAUUGAACAGUCAUACAUGUUGCAAUAAUAUUUUUGUUAUGCUGUACAGUAGAGUGGAGCCAAUGAUGUACAGUACAUGCUGCUGGUCCCAUAUGACAUUUGAAAACACUUAUUCAGCCAUGUCAUGUUACAUGUGUGAUUAGUUUAUUGUUUACUUCAUUUUGGGGUAAAUCACACUUCAUUAUAACAUUAGUAGAGCUAUGGAAUAGGAUGUGCUCUAUUUUGUUAUUGACCAGGUUUAUUUCCAGCAGGCUCCCUUUCUAGCUCCAACUAGCCCUUUUCACUCACUUCGUCCUGUUGCCACACUAUUUCAGACAGACUUGGGAUUCCACCAUUUCUGUCCGUCUGUGUGUGAAAGUUGACUUGAACGAAUGCCCAACUUCUCUGGCAUAUGGGGUCUACCACGACAAGAUAGUGGAGAUCCUUGGGUUGGGUUUUGGGGGAGUCAGGAUAACAUGUACAUAGCAACCAAAGUUUAACAGGAAAUGUUCUGUCUUGAACAAAGCGUGCCUGCUUUUCUAAUGGUAUGUUCAUCAGAACCAAAGGAAAGGUCCAUCACAUCACCCAAAAGUGAGUAUUUACUCCCUAUGAUGGACUAUU
Messenger RNA from Salmo salar (Atlantic salmon), 3864 nucleotides. RefSeq names its product alpha/beta hydrolase domain-containing protein 17A. Lineage: Eukaryota; Metazoa; Chordata; Actinopteri; Salmoniformes; Salmonidae. The record is from RefSeq and is a predicted model, not a curated record. Gene Ontology annotation, molecular function: palmitoyl-(protein) hydrolase activity. Gene Ontology annotation, cellular component: endosome membrane; plasma membrane. Gene Ontology annotation, biological process: regulation of postsynapse organization; protein depalmitoylation.